CUCAAGUUUUCGAGGGAUAACACGAGCUCUGCCACCGCGCCGUUUAGAUUUUGGUCCUCACUCGGCCGCCGUAUAGUACACGCCUCUGAUUGGUCCAAGCCAAAUAAAGCGUUUGGAGAACGUCCACCGGUCCUUUCAGAUCCAGGUCAAGAUGAGUCUAAGAAAGCAGACCCCGAGUGACUUUCUGAAACAGAUAAUUGGGAGACCUGUUGUCGUCAAACUGAACUCAGGUGUCGAUUACAGAGGUGUCCUGGCUUGCCUGGAUGGUUACAUGAACAUUGCCAUAGAGCAGACAGAGGAGUAUGUCAACGGGCAGCUCAAGAACAAGUACGGAGAUGCUUUUCUCAGAGGAAACAAUGUUUUGUACAUCAGCACCCAAAAGAGGAAAGUGUAGUGAAGAUUAUGUGUUUUCCUUUUUAUUUCCCAGUAUUUGAUGCAUCAGUGGACAACUGUCUUAUGGUCCUAUGUUUUUGGUUCUGUAAAGCCUUAAGUCCCGAAGAAUGUUUGUUUUUGUAAGAAGUCGAAUAAGUUAAUAAAUCCUGAGUUUUGAUCUA
Messenger RNA from Xiphias gladius (swordfish), 554 nucleotides. RefSeq names its product LSM6 homolog, U6 small nuclear RNA and mRNA degradation associated (gene lsm6). Gene Ontology annotation, molecular function: RNA binding. Gene Ontology annotation, biological process: mRNA splicing, via spliceosome; maturation of SSU-rRNA. Gene Ontology annotation, cellular component: P-body; U4/U6 x U5 tri-snRNP complex; nucleolus. NCBI's taxonomy places the organism in Eukaryota, Metazoa, Chordata, Actinopteri, Istiophoriformes, Xiphiidae. Bases 152 to 394 code for a protein of 80 amino acids. The transcript is spliced from 4 exons. The record is from RefSeq and is a predicted model, not a curated record.